Molecule: messenger RNA, 1112 nt
Organism: Pseudoliparis swirei
Lineage: Eukaryota; Metazoa; Chordata; Actinopteri; Perciformes; Liparidae
Gene: hmgb1b
Product: high mobility group box 1b
Exons: 5
Coding region: 110-685 (191 amino acids)
Biological process (GO): regulation of transcription by RNA polymerase II
Cellular component (GO): nucleus
Molecular function (GO): DNA binding, bending
Source: RefSeq, a predicted model, not a curated record
GCAUCCUCGCUGCCGAAGGACCGCGCUCUAACGGUACCUUUCCUUCCAUUGUUUGAGACGUACCGACGCAAAGCUGGCUUCCUAUAGUGCUGUAGUUGGGCGCUCCAAGAUGGGGAAGGAUCCUAGGAAGCCGAAAGGCAGGAUGUCCUCAUAUGCCUACUUCGUGCAAACAUGCCGUGAGGAGCACAAGAAGAAACAUCCUGAAGCCUCUGUCAACUUUGCAGAGUUUUCUAAGAAAUGCUCCGAGCGAUGGAAGACAAUGUCACAGAAAGAGAAAGGCAAGUUUGAAGAUAUGGCCAAACUGGACAAGGUGCGUUAUGAGAGGGACAUGCAAAAUUACGAUCCCCCCAAGGGCCAGAAGAAGAAACGCUACAAGGACCCCAAUGCCCCCAAGAGACCACCGUCUGCAUUCUUCAUAUUCUGUGCAGACUUUCGUCCACAGGUCAAAAGUGAGCACCCUGGUCUGACCAUUGGGGACACAGCCAAGAAGCUGGGAGAGAUGUGGAAUGGCUUAUCUGCAGAGAACAAGCAGCCAUAUGAGAGGAAGGCGGCCAAGUUGAAGGAGAAGUAUGACAAGGAUAUCGUUGCUUAUCGCACAAAAGGCACAGUUGAUUCAGCCUCUGCUGCUACAGCAGAUGACAAUAACGAAGCUGAGGACGAAGAUGAGGAUGAUGACGACGAGUAAACUGCAUAUGGAUGGGAGUUUUGUUUAUGCCAUAUAAUUCUAAUAUACUCAAUUCACCAUCUUGAAACAUAAAGACUGAGCAAGAAACUGUAUAUUUAAUGUUUCUAAGAUGUACAGUGUUAUUCUCAUUUUUCUUUGUAAAGUUAACACUACAUAUCUUAAUUUUGAGAUGUUCUAGUGGUAGUCCUUUAUUCCCUGCCAUACUGUGUAACAAUUUAGGACAAAAAAAUCGGUCUGAACGUGACUAGUAUUUAGGUGUUAAAACUCAAAAAUUAGAUUUCUGAGUUUGUGUAUUUUUCUUUAUUUUCAGAAAAAUAUUUUUUUAUGUGCUGUCCCAGUGUCUUUUUAUUGUUCUUUGAAUACCACUCUAAUAUCAAACACAGCUGUUGACAUUCAAGAAUGUCUUAAAUAAAGGUCGUUUUUUUAA